AUGGGAAGAGCCCCAUGUUGUGACAAAGCCAACGUGAAGAGAGGACCAUGGUCUUCUGAAGAAGAUGCAAAACUCAAGACCUAUAUUGAGAAAUAUGGUACUGGUGGCAAUUGGAUUGCUCUUCCUCAGAAAAUUGGGCUUAAGAGAUGUGGAAAGAGUUGUAGAAUGAGAUGGCUGAAUUACCUGCGACCUAACCUCAAACAUGGCGGAUUCAGCGAGGAAGAAGACAACAUAAUUUGUAGCCUCUAUAUUAGCAUUGGCAGCAGAUGGUCCAUAAUUGCUGCCCAACUGCCUGGAAGAACAGACAAUGAUAUCAAAAACUACUGGAACACUAGGUUGAAGAAAAAACUGUUGGGAAGGCACAAACAACCUCACCGAAAUCGACUGUCCAUUUCAGGUCAGGAUUCAAAUGGUAUAGAUGACAGCCAAAAUUUUCAAAACUUGGGCAGUACAGCCCUAGAAAGACUUCAGCUUCACAUGCAACUUAAGACCCUUCAAAAUCCCUUUUCUUUAUACUAUAAUCCUGCAUUUUUCUCCAAGUUGAACCCUCUGCAAGAAAAGAUGGUUCAAAACUUCCAGUACUUGGAGGAAAACCGAGACAUUCCGAUGCAGCAAGAUUAUUUCAAUAUGAGCAAUUUGAAUGUAGUUGAGCUUGGAAAUUAUAUCAAUGGAAUACCAUCCACAGAAAAUAUUUCAGGGCAAUCAAACACUAACACGAACACGGGAAUUCAGCCUAGUUCGGCAUUCACUCAAGCAGAAUUUGAUGUUGGUUUUAUGCCUACACAAAAUCAGAUGGUGGUUGAUGAGUUUGAAUGUUUCAAAGAUAUGGAUGGUUCAAAAUUAUAUAACCUAGUAUGGUUGUCUAAUGAACUUGAUGUCAAUUCAGCAUCCUCAAACUCCUGGGAUAUUUCUGCUAAUGUUCUUCAUAAAUCUGAAGAAAUGUGCCAAAAUUACUCAACUGGAUACAGUAUGCAGUAA
Messenger RNA from Fraxinus pennsylvanica, 978 nucleotides. The record is from the annotation of a GenBank genome assembly. NCBI's taxonomy places the organism in Eukaryota, Viridiplantae, Streptophyta, Magnoliopsida, Lamiales, Oleaceae.